AUGGGGGAGCAGCAGAGCUCGCUGAGCGCCCCGCGGGCGGCCGCCGCCUCGCCGCCUCGCCCGGCCGGUGGCCCGCGGGAGCCCGGCCCGGACGAGCCGCCGCCGCCGCUGCGGGAGUCGGCCCCGGGCGGCGGGGUGGCCGGGCCGGAGCGAAGCGGCGAGCCGCCGCCUGCCGCCAGCCACGAGCGGCGAGGGGCCGAAGAGGAGGAGGAGGAGGAGGCGGCGGCCGGGCCAGAGCAGUCGCCGGUCGCGGGGGAGCCGGUGGCCCUGGCGGAGGAGGGGCCGGGACCGGAGGGGGGCAACGGCCGCCGCCCCCCACCCCGGCGGCACGUGUACUGCACCGUCUACUGCGUGGAGAACGACCGGCCGGCGACGGCCCCCGCCUCCCCCCGCGGCGGCCCAGGCGGCGGCAGCGGCUCAGGCGUGGGGCAGCCCCCGGCGCGGCGCGGGGUGGCGGCGGGCGGCGACCCGCUGGCGGCGGGCGGCAGCAUCGAGGUGGUGGACUUGUACCUGCUGCCCGAGCCCUUCUCCGGGCUGAUCGCGGGGGAGUUCGGGCCGCUGCUGGUGCUGAGCUGUCGGGUGUGCCUGGAGGAGAAGCCCAUCAAGCCCCUGUCCUGCUGCAAGAAGGCGGUGUGCGAGGAGUGCCUCAAGCGGUACCUCAGCUCCCAGGUGCAGCUGGGACAAGCAGAUAUAAAAUGCCCGAUCACAGAGUGCAGCGAACACCUGGAUGAAACAACUGUCCUCUAUAACCUGCCCCACGACGACAUCAUCAAGUAUAAAUAUUUCCUGGAACUCAGCCGCAUUGACUCCAGCACCAAGCCAUGCCCUCAGUGCAAGCACUUUACAACCUUCCGGAGGAGAGGCCACAUUCCUACCCCUGCCAAAUUGGAGAACAAAUACAAAAUCCAGUGUCCAUCUUGCCAAUUUGUCUGGUGUUUCAAGUGCCACUCUCCCUGGCAUGAAGGCGUUAACUGCAAAGAAUACAAGAAGGGAGACAAGCUGUUGCGUCACUGGGCCAACGAAAUUGAACAUGGGCAGAGGAAUGCCCAGAAGUGUCCAAAAUGCAAGAUCCAUAUCCAGAGAACAGAAGGGUGUGAUCACAUGACCUGUUCACAGUGUAACACUAAUUUCUGUUACCGUUGUGGGGAGAGAUACCGCCAGCUCCGGUUCUUCGGAGAUCACACGUCAAACCUCAGUAUCUUUGGAUGCAAAUACCGCUACCUCCCCGAGAGACCACAUUUAAGGAGAUUAGUGCGAGGCUCUGUCUGUGCUGGAAAACUACUCAUUACACCCCUAAUACUGGUUCUGGGACUGGCACUGGGAGCCAUAGCUGUUGUAGUAGGUUUAUUUGUGUUUCCUAUCUAUUGCCUUUGUAAAAAGCAGAGGAAAAGGUCACGGACAGGUAUGCCCUGGUAAGGAUGGACCUUACUCACCUGAACUGAGCUGGUCCUGCAAGGGCUGUAUGUGCUUUGUGCAACAAAGCAAUACAAUGCUGGUAAGAGCG
Gavia stellata (red-throated loon) is the source of this 1504-nucleotide messenger RNA. RefSeq names its product ring finger protein 217 (gene RNF217). The coding region runs from base 1 to 1416 and encodes 471 amino acids. The transcript is spliced from 6 exons. Gene Ontology annotation, biological process: protein polyubiquitination; positive regulation of proteasomal ubiquitin-dependent protein catabolic process; ubiquitin-dependent protein catabolic process. Gene Ontology annotation, molecular function: ubiquitin conjugating enzyme binding; zinc ion binding; ubiquitin protein ligase activity. NCBI's taxonomy places the organism in Eukaryota, Metazoa, Chordata, Aves, Gaviiformes, Gaviidae. The record is from RefSeq and is a predicted model, not a curated record. Gene Ontology annotation, cellular component: cytoplasm; ubiquitin ligase complex.